This is a messenger RNA of Candidula unifasciata, 1179 nucleotides long. The record is from the annotation of a GenBank genome assembly. Lineage: Eukaryota; Metazoa; Mollusca; Gastropoda; Stylommatophora; Geomitridae.
AUGAGUGUUGGAUAUUAUUUCCUAUUGGAUGGGGAACGCCCAGUAUAUGAAGAUUCACUUCUCUGUUUUGUUUUUAAUCCAUCAGCUGAUGACGUGUUCUGUGAUCCACUUUCUCACGUGGUUUCUCCUACUGAAUCAACAAACAAAAACUCAGAGGCAGCGUUGAAACAUCGUUUCAUGUCUCGUCAUAAAUGUUUGAUCCAGCGAGCUGACAGCCAGCAGGAGUACCACAGACUGUCAACCAGAGUCUAUGAUCAUGACAAACAAGUGGUACUAGAGAGAAGCUCCGACUGUGAAGGUCUGGGACUACAUCUACUUGACAGCUACCCAACUUUCAUCACUUCUGUGGAUCCUGGCAGUGCUGCUGAGAAGGCUGGUAUCAAGGAAGGACAGAUUCUUGUGUCGGUUAAUGACCUCAAUGUGCUGGCUACCAGUCAUGCUGAUAUUGUGAGGCUGCUACAGAGUUUUGAAGGAAGUGUGAAGCUCUGUGUCGCUAACAGUGACUUUCAACCGGUGCGCAAUCUUCAAGCCACUGUCAUGUCAGGGUACAUGCACAAGCUUUGCAACUCAACAUUCAGGGUGUGGAAAAACAGAUACUUCAUACUUCGACAGGACAACUGCCUGUACUACUACAAAAACCAUCAGGAGACUGACCCACUAGGAGCUUUUCCAUUGGGGGGAUACACAAUCUGUCGUCACACAGAACCUAAUCGAGAGUUUUGUUUCAAAGCAGACAAGUUUGGAGGAAGGAGUUACUAUUUUAGUGCAGACAGUCGAGACCAAAUGACAGACGUCUGGUCUAUAGAAAUAGUGGUCAAGUCUCGGAUACCUGAUGCGCCAGCGGCAUGUAAAGGAGCCUUGACUCCCAGCACACGUGCCUGGUGGCGGCGCUAUUGUGUGCUCAAAGAUGCUUGUGUCUACUACUACAAAGAUAAGAGCUCUUUCAGUGCUCUAGGUGUCAUACACUUGCAUGGCUAUACAGUGGAUUCAGAGAACUACCCACGAAGAAAGUUUAGCUUCAUUUUGCAGCCACCGGAACAGAAAAUGAGGGUGUUUGCCUUCAGUGCAGACAAUGAGACAGACAAACUGAGCUUUUCUUAUGCAUCUUUCAUUGGUCUCUCGUCCUGUCUCUUUGGCUGGUAUUUUUUUAAUACUUGUGCAAUUUCCAACUUCUGCUAA